Molecule: messenger RNA, 1849 nt
Organism: Hemibagrus wyckioides
Lineage: Eukaryota; Metazoa; Chordata; Actinopteri; Siluriformes; Bagridae
Gene: arl4cb
Product: ADP-ribosylation factor-like 4Cb
Exons: 1
Coding region: 483-1061 (192 amino acids)
Biological process (GO): endocytic recycling; intracellular protein transport
Cellular component (GO): cytoplasm
Molecular function (GO): GTP binding; GTPase activity
Source: RefSeq, a predicted model, not a curated record
UCAGCAUUCAUUUCUUGAGGUGGUGCUGAGACGCGCUGUGUGUGCUCCGACUACUGAUUUAUCUACUGCUUGUUCGUUUACAGGAACCACGGGUUAUUAUUAUUAUUUUUUUGUUUUGGAUUUAGUCCACAUGAGGACGAUAUUUUUCCAUUUUAAAGGCAUCAUGUUUAAGAAAAAGAGCGAGUUUUUAUAUAAUAUGGAGUGAUCUGGAGAAGGAACCGGUCCGGCUGGAAAAGGAAAGAUGGCGUUUUAACCUGUUCAUGGAGGUGAAUGCAAAUGUUCAUGAAAUAAUUUCUAUACUGUCAAAGGAACGGUGUGUCUACAAGGACUAAGGACUUUUUAAGGAACAUUUUUACCACCUCUGUCUUGGGCAUCUUCUUAUGACCGCCUCAUCCAAAGCCAAAAGCGGUUAAGACUACUGCUGCUGAACAGCUACUACUGAACCAUUCCUGUCAGGUACUAUCAGAGGACAGUGAAAAGAAAUGGGGAACAGCUUUUCCAACAUAUCCGCCUUCCAGUCCCUCCACAUCGUGAUGCUGGGGCUGGACUCGGCCGGCAAGACGACCGUCCUCUACAGGCUGAAGUUCAAUGAGUUUGUGAACACUGUACCCACGAUCGGUUUCAACACGGAGAAGAUCAAGCUGAGCAAUGGUGCAGCGAAGGGCAUCAGCUGUCAUUUCUGGGACGUCGGUGGCCAAGAGAAGCUCCGUCCGCUCUGGAAGUCGUACAGCCGCUGCACAGAUGGCAUCAUCUACGUGGUAGACUCGGUGGAUGUAGACCGGCUCGAGGAGGCCAAGACCGAGCUGCACAAGGUUACCAAAUUUGCAGAGAACCAAGGAACGCCGCUGCUGGUCAUCGCCAACAAGCAGGACCUGCCCAGGUCUCUGCCCGUGGCCGACAUAGAGAAGCAGCUGGCACUCAAUGAGUUGACCCCGUCCACCGCAUACCACGUUCAGCCCGCUUGUGCCAUCAUCGGCGAAGGGCUUCACGAAGGUAUGGACAAACUGUACGAGAUGAUCGUAAAGCGAAGAAAAGCCCUAAAGCAGAAAAAGAAGCGAUAACCCAUGUUUGCUACAAGGAACUCUUCCCCCUCAUUCAUGCCUUUCUGCAAGCCUGGGGCCCAUCGUCACGUGCCAACACAGCGACGCACCGCUUGGAUUAUUGAUUGAUUUGGGCAGUUUGUUUGUUUUCAGUUGGAUUUAUGUUGACUCUGUAUGGCUUGCUGGGUGGUUUGGAACCACAGUGAACUUACAGGAAAAUAAAAAAAAAACUUGAUAAUUGACUUGUUACUAUGAAAAAAGGGCUGGUUCCCUUUUCUGCUGCUGUUGACUUACUGUGCAAGUAGCCUCGUCGUAAUACUGAAGGAGCUCUCUACUUUAGCACUGUGAAGAAUUACGAACGCUACUGUUUUGGUUCGUGGAAUGCUUGAUUUUUUUUUUUUCUCUCUCUCUCUUCUCUCUUGACGACCGGCUCGAAGCGUUACUGUGUGUAUCACAAUAAUAAUGUUGCCUAAAUCCUUUACGAGUAACUCCAUUUGGGAUUGGUUCUGACCUGUGUGAGACUGAAGGUUAACAGUUUAGGCCUGAUUUUUGGGAGUUUGAGACUUUAUGGUAACAUAAAGUCAUGGACUUGGCGUACACAUCCAGGCUUAUGAAGUCAGUUAAGAACAUGAUGUGUGGUGGACGGUGCUUACCAUUACCGUGCUUGCAACCUCAGUCCACCACUUAGCACUUUUCCUUACCAAAACCAGUAGAGUUUCAACACUGUAUUGCAAAACUCAAGAUUAUUGUAUUACACAGUCAAAAGAUGAAUUCUGAAGUAUUUUUCAAUUAAAAAUAUAUUGAGAAAA